AUGUCCUCCCUGUCGCAGUCUAGCCGCAUCACGGAGGCGGAGAGCUGGUUCCUGCGAGCGCGUAGGCUCGCGCCCCGGGACCCGAGCGUGCACCACCACUACGGGCUGUUCCUGAGCGCCCAGGCUCGUUUACCGGAAGCAGCGUCGGCCCACCUCGAGGCGGCCACGCUCUCGCGCACCGACUACGAGCUCGCGCUCGCCGCGGCGUCGAGCUUGCGCCGAGCCGGCCGAUGCGAGGAGGCCGAGUUCUGGUACCGGCACGCCCUCGGGCUCAGGCCCGACGACGCCCGCAGCCACGCCAACCUCGGGGCCAUUCUCCACCUCAACGGCAAGUACCGGCAAGCGGCCGCCGCUUACCGGGAGGCCCUCAGACUCCAACCAGGCGACCCCACCACCAUCACCAACCUCGGCAAGCUCGCCGCUCUGCUGGCCUAAUGAACCGCUCAUCCUUCAUCGACGAUUCAUUAUCAU
Molecule: messenger RNA, 471 nt
Organism: Copidosoma floridanum
Lineage: Eukaryota; Metazoa; Arthropoda; Insecta; Hymenoptera; Encyrtidae
Gene: Tmtc2
Product: Transmembrane O-mannosyltransferase targeting cadherins 2
Biological process (GO): protein O-linked glycosylation via mannose
Cellular component (GO): endoplasmic reticulum membrane
Molecular function (GO): mannosyltransferase activity; protein binding
Source: RefSeq, a predicted model, not a curated record